This is a messenger RNA of Saccharomyces mikatae IFO 1815, 1578 nucleotides long. RefSeq names its product protein disulfide isomerase PDI1 (gene PDI1). Gene Ontology annotation, biological process: protein folding; response to endoplasmic reticulum stress. Gene Ontology annotation, molecular function: protein disulfide isomerase activity. Bases 1 to 1578 code for a protein of 525 amino acids. NCBI's taxonomy places the organism in Eukaryota, Fungi, Ascomycota, Saccharomycetes, Saccharomycetales, Saccharomycetaceae. The record is from RefSeq and is a predicted model, not a curated record. The transcript has a single exon. Gene Ontology annotation, cellular component: endoplasmic reticulum.
AUGAAGUUUUCUGCUGGCACCAUCCUGUCAUGGUCCUCCCUACUACUUGCCUCCUCUGUUUCUGCGCAACAAGAGGCCGUGGCUCCUGAAGACUCCGCCGUCGUCAAACUAGCCACCGACACUUUCAAUGAGUACAUCCAGUCGCACGACCUGGUUCUUGCAGAGUUUUUUGCACCAUGGUGUGGGCACUGUAAGAAUAUGGCCCCUGAAUACGUUAAAGCCGCGGAGAGUUUGGUUGAGAAGAACAUUACUUUGGCUCAGAUCGACUGUACUGAAAACCAGGAUCUGUGCAUGGAACACAACAUCCCAGGGUUCCCUAGCCUGAAGAUCUUUAAGAACAGCGACGUGAACAACUCAGUUGAUUACGAGGGACCUAGAACUGCCGAAGCCAUUGUUCAGUUCAUGAUUAAGCAAAGCCAACCGGCAGUCACUGUUGUUGCAGACCUGUCUGCGUUCCUUGCUAACGAGACUUUCGUCACUCCAGUUAUCGUUCAAUCUGGUAAGAUCGACGCAGACUUCAACGCUACUUUCUACUCUAUUGCCAACAAGCACUUCAACGACUAUGACUUCGUCUCUGCUGGAAACACAGACGACGAUUUCAAACUUUCCAUUUACUUGCCUUCCGCCAUGGACGAACCCGUAGUGUACAACGGCAAGCAAGCGGACAUCGCUAACACAGAUGUUUUCGAAAAGUGGUUGCAAGUAGAAGCCCUGCCUUACUUUGGUGAAAUUGACGGUUCCGUAUUCGGUCAAUACGUUGAAAGUGGUUUGCCAUUAGGCUACUUGUUUUACAAUGACGACGAAGAAUUGGAUGAAUACAGACCUAUCUUCACCGAAUUGGCUAAGAAAAACAGAGGUCUAAUGAACUUUGUUAGCAUCGAUGCCAAGAAAUUCGGCAGACACGCCGGCAACUUGAACAUGAAGGAACAAUUCCCUCUAUUUGCCAUCCAUGACAUGACCGAAGACUUGAAGUACGGUUUGCCUCAACUCUCUGAGGAGGCAUUCGACGAAUUGACCGACAAGAUCGUCUUGGAGUCCAAGGCUAUUGAGUCCUUGGUCAAGGACUUCUUGAAAGGCGAUGCCGCACCAAUCGUAAAGUCCCAAGAGGUUUUCGAAAACCAAGAUUCCUCUGUCUUCCAAUUGGUUGGUAAGAACCACGAUGAAAUUGUUAACGACCCAAAGAAAGAUGUCCUUGUUUUGUACUACGCCCCAUGGUGUGGUCAUUGCAAAAGAUUGGCUCCAAGUUACCAAGAAUUAGCUGAUACCUACGCCAACGCCACAUCCGAAGUCUUGGUUGCUAAACUAGACCACACUGAAAAUGAUGUCAAAGGUGUCGUAAUCGAGGGCUACCCAACCAUUGUCUUGUACCCAGGUGGUAAGAAGUCCGAAUCCGUUGUGUACAAGGGUUCAAGAUCUUUGGACUCCUUGUUUGACUUCAUCAAGGAAAACGGUCACUUCGAAAUUGACGGUAAGGCUUUGUACGAGGAUGCUCAAGAAAAGGCUGCCGUGGAUGCCGAUGCCGAUGCCGAUGCCGCUGAAUUGGUCGACGAAGAAGAUGGUAUUCAUGACGAAUUGUGA